AUGCUCUUCUUCGGCUCCUUUCUCUACAUCACCGUCCUGCUCAUCAAUGCAGUCGCCAUCCUCAGCGAGGAUCGCUUCCUGGCCCGCAUCAACCUGUCGCCGGCAUCGUACGACCCGGCCUUUGGUUCCGGCGCAGACGCCAGCGUCAAGGCAAAGAUCAUCCAUCUGAUUGCCAGCAUCCGAACCAUUAUGAGAAUGCCCUUGAUAUUCGUCAACUCCGUCAUUAUUCUCUACGAGCUGAUACUCGGUUGA
Molecule: messenger RNA, 252 nt
Organism: Ustilaginoidea virens
Lineage: Eukaryota; Fungi; Ascomycota; Sordariomycetes; Hypocreales; Clavicipitaceae
Exons: 3
Coding region: 1-252 (83 amino acids)
Biological process (GO): endoplasmic reticulum to Golgi vesicle-mediated transport
Cellular component (GO): endoplasmic reticulum membrane; Golgi membrane; COPII-coated ER to Golgi transport vesicle
Source: RefSeq, a predicted model, not a curated record